Messenger RNA from Argentina anserina (silverweed cinquefoil), 1564 nucleotides. Its product is annotated as copper-transporting ATPase PAA1, chloroplastic. Gene Ontology annotation, cellular component: membrane. The record is from RefSeq and is a predicted model, not a curated record. Gene Ontology annotation, molecular function: copper ion binding; P-type divalent copper transporter activity. The transcript has 8 exons. Gene Ontology annotation, biological process: copper ion homeostasis. Bases 65 to 1540 code for a protein of 491 amino acids. NCBI's taxonomy places the organism in Eukaryota, Viridiplantae, Streptophyta, Magnoliopsida, Rosales, Rosaceae.
AUUGCAUACAAAGCAGAUAAAGAAGGAAAGAGAGGAUUGGGCAUCAUCUCUCUCUCUCUCUCCGAUGGAGUCAACAUUGAACGCCACGACCACAUCCACCGCUUUGGCUCUCCUCACCGUCACCAAAGCCCUCAACCGCCGCCUCUGCAAAAUCUUUCCGGCUCAACCCCUCGCCGCUCGACUGAUAUCUAAUCGCCUCACUUCCAACUACGCCGCGUUUCACUGCCAGAGGCAGCGCGGCGGCCUUCUCAGGCGGCGGCAGAGCCUGUGCGGCGUUGUUUCUGUUGAUCCUGCCACACGGCGUCGUUUACAGUGCGUCGGCAGCAGCCACGCGUCCUUCGCUUCCGGCGGUGGAAAUGGCGGCUUCGGCGGAGAGAGCGGCGGCGGUGAGGUCUCUGCCGUGUCAACUGACGUCAUAAUGCUCGAUGUUGGAGGAAUGACAUGCGGAGGUUGUGCAGCAAGUGUGAAGCGAAUUCUAGAGAGCCAACCGCAGGUGUCAUCUGCGAGUGUAAAUCUUACGACAGAGGUGGCAAUUGUUUGGCCUGUCUCUGAAGCCAAGCUUACACCAAACUGGCAAACCCAGUUGGGGGAGACACUUGCAAAGCAUUUGACUAAUUGUGGUUUCAGUUCUAACAUUCGUGAUUCAGGAAGAAACAGUUUUCUGAAAAUGUUUGAAGGAAAAAUGGAAGAUAAGCGCAAACGCCUGAAAGAAAGUGGUCAGGAGCUUGCUUUCUCUUGGGCUCUAUGUGCUGUCUGCCUAGUCGGUCAUCUAUCUCAUUUUUUUGGACCUACUGCUUCAUGGAUCCAUGGAUUUCAUUCAACAGGAUUCCAUAUGUCUCUAUCUUUAUUUACAUUGCUUGGUCUUGGGCGUCGGCUUAUCCUUGAUGGUUUGAAGAGUCUUGUUAAAGGGGCUCCAAAUAUGAAUACUUUAGUUGGUCUUGGGGCUUUAUCUUCAUUUACAGUCAGUUCCUUAGCUGCCUUCAUACCAAAGCUGGGCUGGAAGACUUUCUUUGAGGAACCAAUUAUGUUGAUAGCAUUCAUACUCCUGGGGAGGAAUCUUGAACAAAGAGCUAAAAUUAAAGCAAGCAGUGAUAUGACCGAGCUUCUUAGUAUUUUACCAGCAAAAGCUCGUCUUCUCGUCAAUGAUGGUGUUAAAGAUUCGGAAACCAUAGUUGAAGUUCCAUCGAACAGCCUCUGUGCAGGAGAUCAAGUUAUUGUUCUACCUGGAGACCGUGUUCCAGUAGAUGGAAUUGUUAAAGCUGGUAGAAGUACCAUUGAUGAGUCAAGUUUUACUGGAGAGCCAUUGCCUGUGACCAAACUACCUGGGAGUCAAGUUGCAGCUGGAAGCAUAAAUAUCAACGGAAGUCUGACAAUUGCAGUGCAGAGACCUGGUGGUGAGACUGCAAUGGCAGACAUUGUUCGUCUAGUAGAACAAGCACAGAGUCAGGAGGCUCCAGUCUGGCUGACAAGGUCAUCACUCUUAGUGCUUGAAUUGACAUUAUUUUGCAGUUAUGUUCUCACAGCUGUGAUAUCCAUCUGACCUUGAAGUAUAUAUAGACAUAUU